This is a messenger RNA of Rhipicephalus sanguineus (brown dog tick), 1179 nucleotides long. RefSeq lists its product as uncharacterized. NCBI's taxonomy places the organism in Eukaryota, Metazoa, Arthropoda, Arachnida, Ixodida, Ixodidae. The transcript is spliced from 4 exons. The coding region runs from base 121 to 1005 and encodes 294 amino acids. The record is from RefSeq and is a predicted model, not a curated record.
GAAGGUGCUUCACAAGUCUGUAGACCACGUUCCAUCGAAGUCUGCUAUGGAUCUAUCGCUAUAAACCUUUUGCGUGACUUGGUGAAACCCCCGUUUGGAGAAAUUGAACUGGACUCCAGUAUGCAACAAAUCUGCGAAAAGCGUCUGCCGCAUGUGUCUCGUUGCAUGUCACUUCUAAACGAUUGCGCGAAGGAGCAGCGGGCAACUUUUACACAUCUAGAGAAUGUCUACCAUGAUUUUCACAGCGUUAUCUGCACUCGAGAGUCUUUUGAUGGUCUCCGAGAUCUGUGGGACUGUCUGGACAGGCAGAGAAGGAAAAAAUGUGACAAGGACACGGAUGCGUUAUUCGGUGCCAGUGAAAGUUCCCUGAGAUUACAUUGUCAGAUGGCCCGCAACUACAGCGUCUGCCUCGAGGAAGUGACGAAAGACUGCCCUUCGAAGUUUGACAACGGCCGGAAAGCACUGAAGGCGAUAACCGACGGAGCAGUCGAUACCCUUUGUUCAUCGUGGACAAGUUUCCAGCUGAGGUCAUCCGAAGUGCCGCCUUCUGUUACUGACAGGAACGAAUCAUUCGCACAUCUUGACCUCACUUCAACUACUGUGCUCACCUCAACUACAGCUCUUCGAGCUGUCAACACAACGCCAACGAUGUCUUCAAAACUAGAGAAAAGCACGACAGCACUUAAAGAAUUUGUGAAACAUGAGCAGGCAUCUCAAAGGCACCACGAUAAUACAACACCGGUGCCUUCAAUGUUCAGUGAAGCAGCAACUACUUCAAGCGAGCGGACACACUCGUCUGUAACGCCUGAAAUUUCCAUGGGUAGUUCGACAUCUGAGGAUGCCGCUUUAGUCGUAGCUGGAGCCGAAUGCUCUGGAAACAAAUGCAAUAACUCCAACGUGCAGGAGCCAUCUCGUAUUGUGCCGUCAUCAAGCGCGACUCUGGUCUUGACCAUCGCUUCUAUACAGUAUGCAUUCGUUUUCAUAUGCUCGUUGUUUGCUCUUUGAACAUAUCAGCAAACUUACGGGUGUUCCUUAAAUCACUUCGCUCUGGCACGUACACUGCGCGCACAUUCAACAUCAACCAAUGUCUGUAUAUUUCUGGGGGAGAAUGUACAUUGGUUGUCAUAAUACGAAUAAACGCCUGUAAUGCAGUGUACUGUUGGUAGAUUUCCAACACAC